UAUUAUUAUUAUAAUUCCCUCUCUGCCAUAAUUUACAAUAUCUCAAAUGAAUCAAAACCUCUGCAUCCUCAUUUUGAUGUUUCUCCUCCUAACAGAAGCCUCAUUUGCUCUGGACUUUUACUACCAAAACUGCAGUGUGCCCGUAAGUUGUGGCCGCUAAAACAUUAGCUAUCCAUUCUACAUCCAAGGCAGGCAAGAAUCCUUCUGUGGGUACCCGGAAGGUCUUCCAGCUCUCUUGCCAUGGAGAUGGUGAAGAUGCCUACCCACUUCUCCAAUUGUCUGGUAACAAUUACAUCAUCCACAACAUCGAUUACCAAAGAAAGUCUCUUCUUGUCUCAAAUUCUCUGCUUUCAGGCUACUUAGAAAGCACUGCUUGUAACAAUGAUAUUUCAUCACUCCAUAACUUAACCCUUCCCAAUGAUCAGUUCGAGUUGGCUUCAAACCAAGCUGACUUCUUUUUGCUCUACAAUUGCAACUCUUCUGUGGUUGAGUCAUUUCCAAAGUACAAAGUCGGUUGCUUUGAUCAGGCAACUAACAAAACCAGAAGUAAUACUUCAGUUCUGGCUCUGCCUCGGGAUGAAUAUCCAAAAUUAGGAAGUGACAAGUGUAGAGGAGAAGUGGUGGUGGCUCAUGCUAGAGGAGGGUAUGAGAAUGGUGAGGUGGGAUUAAUACAAGAGGUUUUGAGCAGAGGGUUUGAGCUGAAUUGGUUUGCUAGUGACUGCAGCCGCUGCCAAGACAGUGGAGGGAGGUGCGGCUUCAAUUACACAACCUACCAUUUUAGGUGUCUCUGCCCACGGCAGACUUUUUCUUUGCGCUGUGGUUCGUACGAUGAGGUUUAUGUUGCAGGAGAUAAAUUGGGAUUGAAGCUAGGACUAGCAGCAGGUGCAGUUGCUGGUCUCAUGGUUCUAGUUGUUAUUGUUUGCUGCUUAAAGAGAAAGUUAGCAUAUGAUAGCUUUAUUUUCUUCUGGAAGAAUCAAGGCCAAGAUCGUCAAAUUGUUGAGGCCUUUCUAAGGAGCUAUGGGCCACUUCAAGUUAGAAGAUAUAGCUAUUUGGAGGUCAAGAAAAUGACCAAUUCCUUCAAAGAAAAAUUAGGAAAAGGGGGCUACGGUAGUGUAUACAAGGGAAAAUCAAAUGACGGCAGUCUUGUAGCGGUGAAGGUCUUGAGCAAAUUAAAAGGUAAUGGAGAAGAAUUUAUGAAUGAGGUGGCAGCCAUUAGUCGCACUUCCCAUGUCAACAUAGUAAGCUUGUUGGGGUUUUGUUUUGAGGGUUCAGAAAAAGCUCUCAUCUAUGAAUUCAUGCCUAACGGCUCACUUGAGAAGUUCAUAUUUGAUGCAAAUUCCCCCAACAGAGAUCAUGAUCAUCACUUGGGAUGGGAGCAAUUGGAUCAAAUUUCACUCGGCAUUGCUCGAGGAUUGGAGUAUUUACAUCGGGGUUGCAAUGCAAGAAUUCUGCAUUUUGACAUCAAGCCUCAUAACAUUCUUCUUGAUGAAAAUUUCACACCAAAAGUCUCUGAUUUUGGCCUUGCUAAGAUAUGCAACAUGAAAGAGAGCAUUGUGUCAAUGGCGUGUGCAAGAGGCACUGCUGGCUACAUUGCUCCAGAAGUAUUCUGUAGGAAUUUUGGAGCGGUCUCGCACAAGUCAGAUGUAUAUAGCUACGGGAUGAUGCUUUCGGAGAUGGUUGGAGGAAGAAGGAACAUCAAUGCCGAAGCUGAAGAUACAAGUGAAAUAUAUUUUCCACACUGGAUUUACAAGCGUAUUGAACUUGAUGAAGAACUUGGUCUGCCGAGCAUAAUGAAUGAGGAAGACAAAGUAAGAGCAAGGAAGAUGAUAAUAGUGAGCUUGUGGUGCAUACAAACAGACCCUUCAAACAGGCCAGCGAUGAAACAAGUGAUAGAUAUGUUGGAAGGCAGCGUUGAUUGCUUGCAGAUACCACCCAAGCCUUACUUGUCUUCUCCACCAAAGUACGCCGUAGGUUCUUCUACUGCUACAUUGGUCUCAACACAAUAGAACGUACCCUGCAUUUUACUUGAACACAUUUAUGUUUCUGAAUAAUGGAACGAGUUUGCACAGAACUGUAUGAUUAUGAACUUUAUCAUCAGGUGUGGACUAUAAUGAAUGCAAGGGUUUAUCUUUUUA
This is a messenger RNA of Prunus dulcis (almond), 2135 nucleotides long. Its product is annotated as PR5-like receptor kinase. NCBI's taxonomy places the organism in Eukaryota, Viridiplantae, Streptophyta, Magnoliopsida, Rosales, Rosaceae. The record is from RefSeq and is a predicted model, not a curated record. Gene Ontology annotation, molecular function: ATP binding; protein kinase activity. The coding region runs from base 900 to 2006 and encodes 368 amino acids. Gene Ontology annotation, biological process: protein phosphorylation. The transcript is spliced from 3 exons.